CAACAAAGAGAAUAGCAAAAAUGGCUAAGUAUUUUCCUGAAUUAAUUUCAUAUCUUGAUUCUAUGAAGAGUUAUUCUAUGUGUGAAGGGCAUUAUAACUGGCAAUCCUCUGAAAAAACCUUUGUCGAUUUUGGCACUCAGGUUGAUUUGCCUGAUUUGUCUGAAAAAACCUUCGUCGAUUUUGGUAUUCAGAUUGAUUUGCUUGAAAAAAUUUUUGUCAAUUUUGGUGCUCAAGUUGAUUUAGCUAAAAAAACUUGUAUUGACUUUGGAUCUCAAGCAUUAUUUUCAGAUCCAAUUUGUAAAAUUCUUCAAAGAAGAAUUGAUGAGUUAGAAGAAAAUAAUAAGCAAUUAUUAAGUAAAAAUGAG
Racocetra persica is the source of this 365-nucleotide messenger RNA. Lineage: Eukaryota; Fungi; Glomeromycota; Glomeromycetes; Diversisporales; Gigasporaceae. The record is from the annotation of a GenBank genome assembly.